AAGCCUACGAUCGAAUACGCAAUCCGAGAGGAGUAAAUGGAAAGACCAUGUUUAUUAUUUCCUGCAUAGGCGUUUUAAUCAAUUUACUAUUGAUUUUCGUACUAGGCCACACUCACUUUAACCGUCGUGACAGCAAAGACAAUAAGGAUUAUCAUCAUAGUGGAGACGGCGUUAAUAUUCGAGCGGCUUUACUGCAUGUGUUGGGCGAUUUACUCUCAUCACUAGGAGUCUUGAUUUCAUCGAUCGUCAUUAUCUACGAUCCAAGUAAGGUGUGGGUAGAUCCGCUGUGUACAUUUUUCUUUUCGGCAUUGGUAAUGGUGACCACAUUUGGAAUAUUGAAGAGUAGCAUAAGAGUGCUGAUGGAAGCGACGCCAUCUCAUAUUGACAUACAAGCCGUAAAGUUAGACCUGAAGUCUAUCGAGGGUGUAAGGAGCGUACAUGACUUGCAUGACAAUACUCGUUGCCCACCUAAAACUCCAAAAAUGCAGUCCAACUCAAUAUUCCGAAACAUUCACGCGAUCCUCAAUAUUAUCAAUGACCAGAAAGAUGUUGAGAAAGAAAUAUAA
This is a messenger RNA of Acaulospora morrowiae, 566 nucleotides long. NCBI's taxonomy places the organism in Eukaryota, Fungi, Glomeromycota, Glomeromycetes, Diversisporales, Acaulosporaceae. The record is from the annotation of a GenBank genome assembly.